Messenger RNA from Blastocystis hominis, 1258 nucleotides. RefSeq lists its product as hypothetical. The transcript is spliced from 4 exons. The record is from RefSeq and is a predicted model, not a curated record. NCBI's taxonomy places the organism in Eukaryota, Bigyra, Opalinata, Blastocystidae. Bases 203 to 1258 code for a protein of 351 amino acids.
AUCGCCUCACUCUCCGCCGGAGUCCAGUCCGGAGGCCGCAUCGAAUGUGGAUGAAGCUAAUACCAAUAAUACUAAUCAUACCAAUAAUGGAAAUAACAACAACAACAACAACAACAUUAGUUGUAGCAGCAGUACUACGAUUAGUAAGGACACGUCCAGCGAGUGGUACGUGGAGGAGAUCGACGAGGGCGUGGACCAUUACAUGUUUCCUCGCAUGAUGGGCUAUUUAGUGCUCGAGAAACAAUACGAAUUAUCGCACUCGGCGCUGCUCGCCGACAGAGAGACUCGCUGGAAGAGCUUUCUCGCACGCAUCGGCGGCGUGGAGUCGCUGUCGUUCAAGCUCACGCGGCAGAGCGGGAAUCGCUGGAAGAUCUUCAACGUGACGCAGGAAGACCGCAACCGCCAAGAGCUUCGCGGACUGAUCCAUGAAGGCGUCCCCGAGCAUCUGCGAGGCGAUGUCUGGUACUACGUGAGCGGAGCCAACGAGAUGGCGCAGGCCAGCGCGAACUCGUACCACGAGCUCUGCCAGAUGGAGGUGGACGAGGCGGUGAAGCGGAUGAUCGCGCUGGACAUUCCGCGAACCUUCGCGAACAACUCGCUGUUCCACGCGGAGCAGGAUCGCCCUGCGCCCUACGCGGACAUGCUGCGAUCGAUCCUCUACGCGACGAGCCAGCGACGCACGGACGUGAAGUACUGCCAGGGCCUGAACUACAUCGCGGCCUUGCUGCUGCUGGUCCAGCACGACGAGGAAAAGGCGUUCUGGACGCUGCAGGCGAUCAUGGAGCAUCUCUUCUCCAAGGACUACUUCAAUGAGCAGCUCGCAGGCGCGCGCGUGGAUCAGAAAGUCCUCGAAAUGCUCGUUCAGCAGCAGAUCCCCGAUCUCCAGAAGCGACUCCGCGAGGGAGGCUUUGAGUUGGUGAUGUUCACGCUCCCCUGGUUCAUCUGUCUAUUCAUCAACACACUCCCGUUCAUCACCGUGAUGCGCGUCUGGGACGUGAUCAUGUUCGAGGGCGAUAAGGCGUUGAUUCGAAUCGCUCUGGCACUGCUUUCCAUCGGAGAGCGGGAGCUUCGCGGCUGCACCGAGUUCUCGGAGUUCUCGAACACGUUUAAGCAAUUGGGCGCGUUGCUGUUCGAUGCGGACAAUUUGUUGGAUGUGGCGUAUCAGAAAAAGAUCGCAGAGGGAGCUUCGGAGAAGGUUAUAUUCUUCCGAAGAAAGGAGCUUGCGAAGUGGAGAGAGGAGAUGCGAAGUACGCUUUAA